AUGCUCCCACAAAACCCACCAAAGCAUUUGCUCUUUCUCUUCCUUGUGUUAACAUUCUUUACUUACUGUUUUGGCACUUACCAAGAAAACCCACAUGCUAUUCUUGAACAUGACAAGAAAAUUAGCUCCAAGCCUGUGUUUUCUAGCUUUUCCAAGCUUGUUAGGCACGGAAACACUUCUACUACUGUAAGUUCAUCAAACAUAAUACAGAUCAAUGUGGAUGAUUUUGGAGCUAAGGCUAAUGGAACAGAUGAUAGUGAGGCAUUCAAGAAAGCAUGGGUCAAGGCUUGUUCUUCCAAUGAAACUGCUAAUAUUGUUGUCCCUGAGAACAAGACUUAUCUCCUUAAACCUGUGACAUUUUCAGGUCCUUGUCAAUCUGAUCUUAUAUUCCAGAUUUAUGGAACAAUAAAAGCUUCUAAUAAAAUGAGUGAGUAUGAAGAUGAUAGAAGACAUUGGAUUGUAUUUGAUAAUGUAAACAAUCUCAAAGUUCAAGGUGGUGGCAUUAUCAAUGGCAAUGGCAGGAUGUGGUGGGAAAACUCCUGCAAAAUCAACAAAGACAUGCCCUGUAAAGUUGCACCCACUGCUGUCACUUUCAAUGAGUCCAGGAAUUUGAUAGUAUCCAAUCUGUGGUUCAAAAAUGCACAAAAGAUGCAUCUCAGAUUUGAGAAAUGUAUUAAUGUCAAGGCUAUGAAUCUCCUUGUGACUGCACCAGGGAACAGCCCUAACACUGAUGGAAUUCAUGUCACUGGCACCCAAAGCAUCAGAAUAACAAACUCUGUCAUAAGAACAGGUGAUGAUUGUAUAUCAAUAGUCAAUGGGUCCAGAUAUGUUGAAGCCACAGAUAUUAUAUGUGGACCAGGACAUGGAAUAAGUAUUGGUAGCUUAGGAGCUGAUAAUUCAGAAGCUGAAGUUUCUAAUGUGUUAGUCAAUAGAGCAACAUUUUCAGGAACCACUAAUGGGGUCAGAAUUAAGACUUGGCAGGGAGGGUCUGGAUAUGCAAAAGACAUAGUAUUUGAAAAUCUUAUAAUGAAAAAUGUGACCAAUCCUAUAAUUAUCGAUCAAAACUAUUGUGAUCAAGAUGAUCCAUGCAAAGAGCAGAAAUCAGCUGUGCAAGUAAGCAAUGUAAUGUACAGGAACAUACAAGGAACAAGUGCUUCAGAAGUAGCCAUGAAAUUUGAUUGCAGCAAGACCUUCCCUUGCCAAGGAAUUCUGUUGCAGGAUAUCAUUCUUGGACUUGAAGAAGAUGAACUUGCUAAAGCUUAUUGUGUUAAUGUUAAAUUGACGGACAUGGGGAAAGUUUCUCCUCAGUGCUAUUGA
Messenger RNA from Hevea brasiliensis (rubber tree), 1317 nucleotides. Its product is annotated as polygalacturonase-like. The coding region runs from base 1 to 1317 and encodes 438 amino acids. Gene Ontology annotation, biological process: pectin catabolic process; anther dehiscence; fruit dehiscence. Gene Ontology annotation, molecular function: polygalacturonase activity. The transcript is spliced from 10 exons. The record is from RefSeq and is a predicted model, not a curated record. Lineage: Eukaryota; Viridiplantae; Streptophyta; Magnoliopsida; Malpighiales; Euphorbiaceae.